Messenger RNA from Plasmodium malariae, 1044 nucleotides. RefSeq names its product conserved Plasmodium protein, unknown function. Gene Ontology annotation, molecular function: carbohydrate binding. The coding region runs from base 1 to 1044 and encodes 347 amino acids. The transcript has 16 exons. The record is from RefSeq and is a predicted model, not a curated record. Lineage: Eukaryota; Apicomplexa; Aconoidasida; Haemosporida; Plasmodiidae.
AUGAAUAACAUAACAUUAUUUAGUUUCUUUGUAUUUAUUACUAUAAGUAAUUAUACACUAACCUGCUUAAAAAGAGAAGAAAUCGUAAAGGAUAAUUUAAAAAUUUUAAUAGGAAAUUUAAAUGAAAGUAUAAAAUUAAAUUGUGAGUUGUCCAAAACUAUUCAUAUUUUAGAUGCUAGUUAUGGAAAUCCAUCCGUUGAUAACUUUCUGAUAAAAAAAAGUUCAUUAGAUGCACCACACACAUUACCAGUUGUCCAAAUGAUGUGUGAAGGGAAAGAAAAUUGCGACAUAAAUGUAAAUAACGAAACAUUCAAAAUUCUCUCUUUGAUAAAAGAUUUUCACAAACUUGUAAUAAAAUAUUCUUGUGUGUCGUUUAAACGAAAAUCCUUCCCUUCAUACAAAAUAAAAGCGAAGAGAGGCAACGACAAUACUUGGAAUAUAGAAUUUCAAGGAGAAGCAUCAAAUAAAGAACUAUAUCUUCAUGUGCACGACAUAAAUGCAAUUUGUGAAAAACCAUUGCUUAAAAAAAAAUACAUAGACGUAAAUGAGGCAGAACAGGAGUGUAACACCAUAAAAAAAUGUGUAUAUAUAAUUUUUAAUAUUGACGGGUACACAUUAUGCGAAUCGCCUUUUUACAAAGAUGCAACAAUACAAAAAAAUGCGAAAAUUUACAUCAAAAUGUCUUACAUUAGUGGAAACAUACCUGAAAAUUAUGACGUCUUUCCUAACUUUCAAGGAGUUUGUGAGAAGAAUGAAGUUAUGUAUGAAAUGGAUGCAGCUCUAAGCUUAGAAGAUGUUUAUAAGAAGUGUAAAGAGAUCAAUUGUGACUAUUUCACAAUGUCUACUGCUAAUGGUGUAAAAGGAGCAUCUAAAAAUUUCCGCAAUUAUGCUUGGUUUUGUAAAGGUUUCCCUAAAUACGUUUCUCAUGAGGGCUUCAUUUUUGGGAAAAAUAAUAAAAACUCAAAAAACCCUAAGCAAAGAUUAACAAUUUUCCAUUUUGUUUAUAUAACGUUAUCAUUUAUACAGAUAGGAAAAAAAAAAUAA